UCUCGGCAGUACUGUACCGUAAUGCCGUCAGACCCCGAGCACCAUUAACCUACAUCAGUGUUCCCCCAGGCUACACGUGUACCAUUCUGCGAUUGUUCCAAAUGUUGUCUACAACCGCAGGCAUUGGCAUUAAGUGGGUUCAAUUCAGAGAGCUCGACUAUCUGGGACUGUUGUGUACACACGGUUGCAUUGUGGAGUGUUUUACGUAGAGGCCAGUCAUGGCAGUGAAGGUGAUCUUGCAGUUUUAUCCUGAUGAAGGAGGAAAGAGCGAUAUUUGAUGAUCGUUAUAUCACCACCAACCGUUGGUAUUGAACCGAGUGAGCUGUUCAUUCAUUAAGGCGAUGGCUUCGAGGCAAUUAACCUUGAGUGCAGUGUAUUGUCGACUCGACGCUUUUCGUCAUUAGGUGAUCUUCUCAGUGAUGUAAUUUGUUUGUGAGACAGGUCGUUUCUGUCGCUAGUGACGCCGUGAUAGACAUUGUUGCGUGCGUUAGGGAGUGCAUCAGACGGGAAUUGAGCGCGCGCUGCAUCAGUCUCAUCAUGGCGGCCGGACUGAGCAAGCUGCUACGGCAGAGCAACCGCGCACCGCCCAGCGCCCGACGGAAGAGACACUCCUUCAGUCGGGUUAGGAAGCUCCGUAUAGGAAACCAGGACAGCACCACAUCCACGGAAAACUCUAUCACCUUACCUGCCUACAGUGGCGGUGUGGGUGGGGGUGGUGGUACGGGCGGUGGAGGGGGAAGUGGCGAAGGGGGAGGGGAUGGUGGCGCACGGGAGAGAAUUGUCGCACGCGAUGAACCCGAUAUACGACGGGAAAUGAACAGCGUGCGAUUCAGUGAUGACUCGCACGGCACUACGGAUGAUCAACAUAUGACUCUGCCAGGUAUGAUACCAGCCGAUCACCCAUCACCACCUCAACCCUCAGUCAAGGCCAAAGUUGCGCCCAUCCUUAAGCAGAAAUCAUCGGCUAGCAUGUUAAAGUUCAAGCCCGCCGGGCAGGGUAUCUCCUCAUCCGAUCUAGAGGACAUCCCACAACCCACCAGAAAGUACGUCUCAAACGUGCGCACCCGACGCGUCAUGAAGGAGUUCGAAGCUGCUAACCGAAUGAGCCAGUCAGAGGACACUUUAUUUGAGAUCAGUCUAGUAUCUGAUAACCUCUACGAAUGGUGCAUAAAGCUCCUCAAAGUAGACCCCAUGUCGGAACUUCACAGCGACAUGAAGGCGACGAACACUGCAUCCAUCGACUUCAACAUGACUUUCCCGGAUAAUUUCCCCUUCUCGCCUCCCUUCGUCCGUGUGACUACACCUCGGGUGGAGAACGGGUACGUCUUAGACGGAGGAGCCAUCUGUAUGGAGCUCUUGACACCUCAAGGGUGGUCGAGCUCUUACACCAUCGAGGCAGUUAUCAUGCAACUGGGAGCAACCUUGGUCGCCGGCCACGCCCGCAUCUCUCAGAACAAGAAGAAACCGUUCGGGGAGAUUCCGUUCAACAAGCAAGAAGCCCUCGAGAGUUUCAAUAACAUCGUGGAGACUCACAAGCGGUACGGCUGGCUGGAUCCACCUGGAGAGUUCAGCUGAUUAACCUCGCAGUCAGAUUGUGCGUUAGAUGUUGUCAUUGGCAGAAUUUUGUGAAGAUUUUGUCACUGGAGACAUCGAUUACAAGGGAUCACGUGGCGCAAUCUUGCAAGCUGUGUCAGUUAAAAACACCUCAAACCCACUGCCUAUAAACAUUUCUUUAUUGGGGUCAGAAUUAAACGGUGAAUCAAGAUGGUGGUUAUACAGUCACCACGUCCAUUCUACACAUUCAGAAUUUAUCUCGGGAUGAUUAAUUAACUCUCUGACUAAUUACAAUCUGACUUAACGAGGAAAACGCCAGAACAAAAACAAAUGAGCAGUAGGUUCGAUUGCAAAGGCCGUGUUGAUUGCUGCGUGAAAUCCGGAUCUGCCAUGGCUCAUCUCGCCCGAGUGCCUUUAUUACCACCAAUGUCUAGAAACGUGCCUCUUAUUUGUUUUGUUUGUUUGUUUGAUUUUAAACAAACAAACAAAUCGUAGCGUGGAAUUGUCGGGAUAAUCAAAUUUUGUAAAUUCUAAAACUGCACACUCGCUUGUCGUUUGGGGUUUCCUAAAUGAAUGUGCAUACGAUACAAUGUGAUAUCGAAUGGAUCCGCUUCAUCAUCAACAGGUAUGAUUUCCGCUGUUAUAAUAUUAACAGAGCCCACGUUUGUGAGGAAGCGAUCACGGGUGUUUUAUUGUAUAUCAUGUGAUAACGCACGUUAGAAAAUAUUUGGAACAAGUAUUUUCAGUUCAAACUUUAUAUUCGUAUGGCACUUAAUCUAAGCAACAGUUUGUAUACAUUUUCGUUGACUUCUUAAAUUUGCCGACGUAUCGUGAUAAAAAAUAUCAUAUGUUUCUUUCACUGUAGGCCCUAACACAAUUCAAUGAUAAGUAAGGCUUCAAAUAAUACCUCAAUUUGAAAUCCAAUUCCUGUGUUUUUAGACAACAACGCGGACAAAAAAAGCACAUGAAAAUGUUACUCUUAUAUGCCAUGACAUUUUGUAUUCAAUCAGACAAGCUAUUCGUUUUUACGAUCAAUAACUCUACAUCCAAGGGCAUUCCGCGACCGUGGAUUGUAUUGUGGUUGAUUAUUUUGUACGAAAACGGCCUUUGACAUCAAGUCAUCUGUCGAUAUAAACAGCCGUUGGGUUUAGGAGCAAUCAGACUGUACUGGAAAAUUGGGCUGCUUGAUUUCUCACGUAACAUUGCAGCUGCAUGGUAAUGACGACAGCGUGCUUGCAUGCGCAGCCCCAUUUUUGCUCCACCACACUGCAAAAACUGUAGUGUAAAUUUAACACCAUUCGG
This is a messenger RNA of Patiria miniata (bat star), 2856 nucleotides long. RefSeq lists its product as uncharacterized. The transcript has a single exon. Bases 538 to 1575 code for a protein of 345 amino acids. Lineage: Eukaryota; Metazoa; Echinodermata; Asteroidea; Valvatida; Asterinidae. The record is from RefSeq and is a predicted model, not a curated record.